AAUAACCCACUCAUCCCGCGAGAUAUCGCGGAUAUUACUGAGUUACAAUGAAUGUCACUUGCCUUGUUGUCUGAUUAACCCGCGUGUUAAGAAUAAGUUAACGUGUGGGCUAUUAACAGCAUUGUUUGUACCUCAAGUAGACAAGGUGAUAGUAAUCAAAUCUCAGGCCAUGGCAGUAGGCCCCUGAUCUUUUCACCCGCACAACCGAGCGGCACACGGGCGGCGUUUUAGAGAUUAUGCAUCAUUCACAUAUUCUUUUGCAUCAGUUCCUGGUUUUUUAUCGAGUUCUAAAGUGAUUCAAGAUUUGGAGAUUUGCAGUUAAUCAUCAUGUAUUGUCAAUGGGUUUUCGUUUGGUUUACAACCCAUUUGGUACAAGAGAAAACAUCAGAUACAAGAACGAAAACCCGUAAAACCUGUCGACUUUGCAAGGAGAUUUGCUACCGCUGAUAUUAAAGUAAGGAAUGAAAAUCCGCCAAGAAUAACGACAACAAUGUUAAGAGUAAAUCACACAUACGGAUAUGUGGUUUACAAUCAAGAUUUCUGCUACGAAAGUUGGUUGCUUCUACCUGCCGAGAAUCUAUGGCCUGCCUGGGUUCGUGGCAUCCUGUAUGUGCUAGCAAUAUUUUAUUUAUUUCUUGGCAUCGCCAUUGCAGCAGAUGUUUUCAUGCUUAGCAUUGAAAUGAUCACCAGCAAAAAGCGGAUUAUAUUUACAUACGACUAUGAAAAAGGCAAAAGUGUGGAGAAAGAAGUAUAUGUUUGGAACGAAACGGUCGCCAAUUUAACCCUUAUGGCGCUUGGCUCGUCUGCACCUGAAAUUUUAAUUGCAGUUAUUGAAACUGUGACAAGUUUAGAUGUAGAAUAUAAUGAGAAUAGUAAGGCCCGUGAUUUAGGAACUUUCACAAUUAUUGGCUCGGCUGCAUACAAUUUACUAAUGAUAUCUGCCGUCUGCAUCAUAAGUGUGCCUUCAAAGACUGUGAAAAGAAUUGGUGAAUUUGGUGUGUUUGUCGUUACUUCGAUAUGGUCCCUUUUUGCCUACUUUUGGCUGCUCGUAGUUUUGAAAUGGUCUUCACCAAACGAAGUUGAGGUAUGGGAAGCUGUUUUGACUUUAGCCUUCUUCCCAUUGCUUGUAAUCAGUGCCUGGUGCCAAGAUCGAGGUUGGUGGCGGCACAAGUUCCUCAAGAAAAGGCAUUCAGUUGCAGUCAGAAGCCCUGCCCCCAAAGCAAGUCAACCCUACAGUGGGUCACAUGUGAUAGGAGUGCGACCGGCGGAAAGUCGAGGGUCUUUCAACUUUGAUCCCGAAGUCACAACAACGACGCAUGGGCCUAGUCUCGUUCACAGAAAGCAAAGUGACUUUCGCAUACGGAAACUGAGUGAAUCGAAAUCAAAGUUAAGGAAUAUCGUCAGCUAUGUCAAAGAUCAUGAGGCAAAUGGAAAAGCCACCGCCAAGGACAUCGUGCAAGGAAUCAAGCAAUACAUGGAGCCUAGUGAGAACAAAAGCCUUGCCCGGGCGAGGUUUCGUCAUGCGGCUGUUAGUGCGCUUAUCAAAGGAAAGCAUGUGCCCUCUGUAGGCAAGUCGACCCAGCUGGUUUGCAAAGCUCUUAAAGAAGACUCCAACAAGAACAUCUCCACAAGCCGCCAUUUGUUUCUGGAUCACGUAGGAAUCGGAAAUUUCUCGUUCUCCUCCUCAAGCUACUCGGUUGUUCGCAGUUCAGGUCAUUUGGAUGUCACCGUCCUCUUUCACGUCAAAAGGAGGCGGAAAGUUGUUGGGUUCAGUCAUAUUGUAGAGGCAGCAAAACGGGCAAAUACGCUUGGAGAGACAGUUCACUUGCCAAGAUCAGAGAUAUUGAAAGACCGAGGCGAAAGCUCAUGCCAUAGCGUCGCUAGUCAAAAGACCUGUGUCUCGACCAUCGAUGAAUUUGACGAUGCUUUUAAUGAUAUUGCGUACCAUCACAGCUUCUCGAAUUCGGAUUCUGGGUUCGUUGCUUCAAGAAGUUCGGAAGAAAGAUCCCCCAGUCAGGCCAACACCCUAGGCAGCAUCUACGAAUCAAGACAAAGACCUUCACAGGAUGGAAUAGAAAUGACAGAUUUGGAAAAAGGAGUUGGACAACUUGUUGAUAUUAGGCCUACGAUUGCUGUUGAGUUUGAGACCCGAGAUGGCACAGCCAAGCAGGGAAGGGAUUAUGAGUAUACUGAAGGAAGCCUGACUUUCACGGAGCAAGAUUACCGCUCUUCUGUCAGCAUACCAAUAAAAGAAACGGAAUCAGAUUCUAAUCAAGAGGAGAAAUACUUCUUCAUUAUCCUCAAAAGCUCAAGCAUUUCCACUGGCGUUGGAGAUCCAAGUGUGGCAAAAAUUUCUAUCAUCGACGAUAACGAGCCUGGUGAGCUGAUGUUCCAAGAAGCGACAUAUCACGUUGAUUACACGACGGGAAUUGUCACUGCCAAUGUGGUUCGAAUUCAUGGAUGCGAUGGGACCAUUGCUGCUCAUUUCAGAACAAUCAACGGAAGUGCGUUUGGAGGCAGCUUGGAAGAUCUCAAAGAAGGGACUUGUGAUUUCCAAGAAAUCAAGCAAGCAAGGCUAGAGUUUUUGAAUGGUGAAACGAGCAAGGAAAUAAAGCUUCGGGUCAACAUGAAUUCAAAGCGCGGGAAAUCAUUUAUUUUACUUCUGUACACAACUUCCGGUGGUGCCAAACUUGGGCAUAGAAGUGCUGCAAUAAUCACCUUAACGAGCGCUGUGGAUGAAAUUGUAGAUCAAGUAGCAAAUAUCAUGACUGAAGAGACCAAAGAGAAAUCUAUCAUGCAGCUUUGGAACGAACAACUUUACGAUGCAAUGUCCAUUGGAGAUUACAACAACAACAACGACGAUCAAAGACCUUCAAUGUUUAAUUAUGUACUACACUUUCUAUCUUUCUUCUGGAAAGUUUUGUUUUCAUUAAUACCCCCAAGAACAUUGUUUGGUGGAUGGCUGGCAUUCAUACUGUCUCUAAUGUUCCUUGGUCUCCUCUCGGCCUUUGUGGAACAGUUCGCAAAAUUGCUUGGAUGUGUUUUCAAUCUGGAAAUAAGUGUAACGGGAAUAACAAUAGUGGCAUUGGGAACAAGCAUGCCAGAUACGUUUGCGAGCAGGUCCGCUGCUGUGCAAGAUGACACUGCUGAUGCGUCCAUUGGCAAUAUAACAGGCAGCAACAGUGUCAAUGUGUUUCUUGGACUGGGCUUGCCAUGGGUCAUCAAAACCAUAUACUACAAAGCAAAAGGAAAGGACGUGAAAGUCAUCGACAAUAACCUCACAUUCUCAGUCACCGUGUUUCUCUGCUGUGGCGUCGUCUGCCUUUUGUUUUUAGUUCUCCGAAGAAAGUUGUUUGGUGGUGAGCUGGGUGGGCCACGAUGGGCCAAAGUCGGGAGUGGCCUGGCUCUCGUAUUCCUUUGGGCAGUUUUUGUUGUGCUUUGCAGCUGUAGAGCGUACGACCUGCUUCCAGCACUGUAGCACAGAAGAUAGAAUUAAACCGUGCAACUUUUAUUAUGGAGCAGUGGCUCGUCAUCAACUAACCAGUGGGAUCAACCUGUCCGGACUGCUCCGGGGAAAUGGCUUGCUGACAGUUUGACUCUUGAAGAGGAUUUAUAAUGUAAAUAAGAGGGUGUUAUUAAUUUAAAUUAAGAAGGAUAUAUAGAAUACAUUGCGCUGUGCUGCAAUCUUAUGAAAAUUCACCCCUGGUUAGAUAUGGUCUAUAUUAUCAGGCGUUUGAAAACAGUUUCUAAAAAUUUCAUUGCAUUCCAACUAUGGCUGACAAAUCCUUACUAUAACGAUGGCUGACAAAUCACAUUGACACUGUAAGUAAUUGAAGGCUUGUUCGGCGGUGUGGUUGGUUGGUUCAUGAUUGAAACUUUGAUUGGCAGGAUGACUGACAGUUUGUGAGUAUGAAUGACAGGUUUUGUUGCAAUAACGGUCAGUGGUUUCAUUGGCAGUAUAUCUGACAAGCAAUGACUUCACGAGCAGUUAUUAUGACUGACAAGCUGAUCGAGAGGCUUGAUUGACAGUUCGAUUGAAACUUUGAUUGGCAGGAUGACUGACAGUUUGUGAAUAUGAAUGACAGGUUUCGUUGCAAUAAUGGUCAGUGGUUUCAUUGGCAGUAUAUCUGACAAGCAAUGACUUCACGAACAGUUAUUAUGACUGACAAGCUGAUCGAGAGGCUUGAUUGACAGUUUGAUUGGCAGUUUUAUUGCAGUGACAAACAAGUAUAAAUGAAUGACUGACACUUUUGACGUUUGAUUGGCAGUUUGAUUGCAUUGACAAACAAGUAUAAAUGAAUGACUGACACUUUUGACGUUUGAUUGGCAGUCUUUGAUAGGCAGUAUCAUUUAUUCAUCAUUAUCAUGGCGGUUUUCAGUUUUUCUAUUAAGAUUUUUCCCUCUCAUCCUCCCAGAUAUUGAUCUUAAACAAAAACGACUCUCGUUUUCAAGAAGUACCUUAUCUAAUCAGAGUGGAUUGUGUAUUUAAAAUGGCAGUUGAGCUCUGUCGCUCUCAAACUUGUGCAUAUAUGUAGAUUUCGAUGAUCCAGAUAAACUAACGCAUUACAAAAAUACUUGUUUGUAGAUCGUACUGUAUAGUUUUAGAAGUUAGUUAGGACAAAAUUAUUUAUAGGUUGCUAAAUAUUUUAUCGUUUUUAACUCUUUAACACUGCUAUAUUUUACAAUUAACUAUUAAUGCUCAAAGGUUACUGAUUGUAACCAAAUAAUUAUGUCAUUAACAAACCUUAUUUUGUCCCUCACAGUUAGGUUUACCAAGCCCGUAGACUGCACUUCCGCUCACCUAUUAUGAUUUACUAUGCAAACGUAUCCAAGUGCCUUCCAAAAGGGGAUAUCAGAUUAAUGUAGACCCUAGUUGGGAACACCAACUUUCUAGGCAAUUAUUUCUUUCGAACUGCGAUUUUCAAUUUCACACCCUUACAAAGAGAAGAUUUUUGUUGUCCCCCAACAACGAGAGGUCACAUUGGAGGAUCGAUUGGACGUGGCGUCUACAUCAAAGUGACGUCAUCCAAAAUGACUAAGAACUAUUGAUAGGAUCCUUAUAAAUCUAUUGAUAAUGGUGACUUUCAAUACAGCAUGUCUGAAAUUUCCAUAGACAUCUAGUCUUGAAUUUCGCCUAAGACAUUCUGAUGUAAUCAAUUAUAUGGACCGGAAUCCUGUAAUAUGCAGACAUUCACAAUAUUUGUAACAUGGUCUGUAAUAAUUGCCCUACUGAUGGCGUUACUCUGAUAUUUCUAUAUAGAAGACCUCUAUAUAACGGACAGGAAGGUGUCCGUUGUAAGAUGGUAUCCAUUGUAAGGUGGUGUCCGUUUUAAGGUGGUAUCCCUCAUUGAAUUGUUAUUUGUACUAUGCCUUAGCCUCAGGAAGGGAAUAUUGGCGUCAAAUUAUUUGUCCGUUCUUAAUUUCUCCAUUAUUGGGAAGUAUCCUUAGAGGCCUGUGAUCCACCUUCAAUAAGCUUCAAAAGGAUUCUGAUUUUCUGAAGAGGUUUGUUAUUUCUCAGUUUUAGAAACACGCUAACUGUAGCUAUUUAUUAUUUUUUACUGAUUAUUGUUUUAUGCUCACUGGAUUCUCACUGGAGGUUCGAGGCUUAAAUGAUGAAGAAUGAAGUAAUUCAGAACGUAAAUUAAUCAAAUAAUGACUGUGUCACCCGAUUGAGAUCGUAUGGUAGUUUUGU
Messenger RNA from Rhopilema esculentum, 5692 nucleotides. NCBI's taxonomy places the organism in Eukaryota, Metazoa, Cnidaria, Scyphozoa, Rhizostomeae, Rhizostomatidae. The record is from RefSeq and is a predicted model, not a curated record.